AUGAGUCGACUACUGAAGCGAGGGAAGCAGGAGAAGCCUGUAGUAGUAUCUGAUGGGGCUGAGAAGGUUAUUGUGGCUGUUAAAGCGUCUAGGGAGAUUCCAAAGACAGCCUUGAUUUGGGCUUUGACUCAUGUUGUUCAGCCUGGGGAUUGCAUUACCCUCAUUGUCGUUGUCCCUUCUCACAACUCUGGACGAAAACUUUGGGGUUUCACUAAGAGUUUCCCUAUGUUUGCUGGGGAUUGUGCAAGUGGUAAUCGGAAAUCACAUUCUGAAGCACUACCGGAGAUAAAAAGUGAUCUCACUGAUACUUGUUCCCAAAUGAUUCUCCAGCUUCAUGAUGUCUAUGAUCCCAAUAAGAUAAAUGUCAAGAUUAAGAUUGUAUCUGGAUCACCCUGCGGAGCAGUUGCUGCUGAGUCGAAGAAAGCACAAGCAAACUGGGUUGUGUUAGACAAACACCUCAAACAAGAAGAGAAACGGUGUAUGGAUGAAUUGCAGUGUAACAUUGUGGUGAUGAAGCGUUCUCAGGCAAAAGUUCUACGCUUAAAUUUAGUUGGAUCGCCUAGGAAGGAUGCUGAAAAAGAGGCUCCUUCACCAACUGGAGCAGAAGCAGCAUCUGAAAAACACCCGAAGAACACAAAAGGGUCGUUAGAUUCUGAUAGAGGACUACCUGUUACUCCUACUAGCAGUCCUGAGCUGGGGACACCAUUUACAAGUACAGAAGCCGGUACUUCAUCAGUGUCGAGCUCUGACCCUGGAACUUCACCUUUUUUCACAUUGGGAAUGAGUGGAUACAUGAAGAAGGAUGGAGCACUGGUCAUCAAGGAGAAUGAUGGUCUUGAUGAUUCCGGUUCUGAAACAGAGAGCGAGAAUCAAUCACUAGCGUCGACGAGUAUGAGAUUCCAGCCAUGGAUAUCAGAGUAUAUUACCAAUCAUCGCCAGUCAUCCCAAGAGGCCGAUGAAAGCCUAUGGAAAAAUGAUGAUAGGGCUCAAAUAGCCACUACAAAGGCUUUGCUUGACAAGUUCUCUAAACUUGAUGUAGAGGCUGGGUUGUCUUCUAGUCGAAGGAUUGAUGUGGAGUUUAGUGGAAACCUGAGAGAUGCAAUAUCACUCUCUCGAAAUGCUCCUCCUGGUCCACCUCCUCUCUGUUCUAUCUGCCAGCACAAGGCACCAGUAUUUGGGAAACCCCCAAGGCUGUUUUCAUACGCCGAGUUAGAGCUUGCUACUGGUGGGUUUUCACAGGCAAACUUCUUGGCUGAAGGCGGAUAUGGAUCUGUUCAUCGGGGUGUACUACCGGAAGGCCAGGUAGUUGCAGUAAAGCAACACAAACUGGCCAGUUCUCAAGGAGAUGUAGAGUUUUGCUCCGAAGUGGAAGUUCUCAGCUGUGCCCAGCACAGAAACGUUGUUAUGCUAAUUGGUUUCUGCAUUGAAGACAGCAGACGGCUCUUGGUCUAUGAAUACAUAUGCAAUGGUUCACUUGACUCCCAUCUAUACGGUCGUCAAAAAGAAACUCUGGAAUGGUCAGCACGACAAAAGAUUGCUGUUGGAGCAGCAAGAGGUCUUCGGUAUCUACACGAAGAGUGUAGAGUUGGGUGUAUUGUCCAUCGAGACAUGCGUCCUAACAACAUCCUCAUCACUCAUGAUAAUGAGCCACUGGUUGGAGAUUUUGGUCUAGCAAGAUGGCAGCCUGAUGGGGAAUUGGGUGUAGAUACUCGAGUUAUAGGAACGUUUGGCUAUUUAGCUCCAGAAUAUGCACAAAGCGGGCAAAUCACAGAAAAAGCGGAUGUCUACUCGUUUGGGGUUGUUCUAGUUGAGCUAGUCACUGGCCGCAAAGCCAUUGAUAUCUCCAGGCCAAAAGGCCAGCAAUGCCUCACUGAAUGGGCACGUCCACUACUGGAAGAAUAUGCGGUGGAAGAACUUAUCGAUCCGAGGCUUGGGAGCUGUUUUGUAGAAAGUGAGGUCAUUUGUAUGGUUCAUGCAGCUUCGUUGUGCAUACGUAGAGACCCACAUUUGAGGCCACGCAUGUCUCAGGUGUUGCGUAUACUGGAAGGAGAUAUGAUAAUGGAUGGGAACUACGCAUCAACUCCAAGUUCAGAGGCAGGGAACAGAAGCGGACGAUUCUGGGCAGAUCAUUACAGCGGCCAGCUAACGAAUGAUGGGUCGGAUAGGUUCAGUGAAAGACUGUCUAUCGAUACGCCAAGACUAGCUUUACGGGAGAGGGAAAGAGGUCAGAGAUUGGAACUAAACCACAACAAGCAAUACUAA
Molecule: messenger RNA, 2262 nt
Organism: Arabis nemorensis
Lineage: Eukaryota; Viridiplantae; Streptophyta; Magnoliopsida; Brassicales; Brassicaceae
Source: the annotation of a GenBank genome assembly